Dendroctonus ponderosae (mountain pine beetle) is the source of this 2393-nucleotide messenger RNA. RefSeq names its product zinc finger protein OZF. Bases 80 to 1735 code for a protein of 551 amino acids. Gene Ontology annotation, cellular component: nucleus. The transcript is spliced from 9 exons. Lineage: Eukaryota; Metazoa; Arthropoda; Insecta; Coleoptera; Curculionidae. Gene Ontology annotation, molecular function: RNA polymerase II cis-regulatory region sequence-specific DNA binding; zinc ion binding; DNA-binding transcription factor activity, RNA polymerase II-specific. The record is from RefSeq and is a predicted model, not a curated record. Gene Ontology annotation, biological process: regulation of transcription by RNA polymerase II.
AGGUUUGUUUGUCAAUAAACCCAUAGAAUUAAUUCACUGAAAAACGCGAGAAUAGUUUCUGAAAAUAAUACGCUAUAAUAUGUUGGAACCCGCCAAAGUGAUUCUAGAAAUUGAGAAAACCUGCAGAACUUGCCUGACCGAGAAAACAGCGGAAGAAUUAACUUCCAUAUGGAACAAUAAUGUAAAUUCAAGUAUUCGCGAUGUGUUCAGUAUUGAACUCAAGGCUAAUCCAAUCCUCCCCAGCCACAUAUGCGUCGAUUGCUUAAAAACCCUGAAUAUAGCAAGGGACUUUCAAAAGCGAGUCCGUGAUGCGGAAUUUCAACUAAAAAACCUAAUCGUUGAUGAGGAAUCCAACCAGGUCACCGUGGUUUAUAAUGCAAAUGCGGUCCCCGAAAGUUAUGUGGGCGCUUUAAAGAUCUAUAUUAAACCACCGCAAUCUUCUGAAAGAAUUCUAAUUGUGGAAAAUCUUAACAUCGAUGUGCAGAACCCUAAACACGAGGCCUUAAAAAGUGGAUCAAGCGCGCUAUUUGAACACUCAGAAGAAAUUUGCGAGGUACAAACUGAAGAUGCCACUGGAAACAGCAAAGAAGCUGACAAUAAAUGGAAGAGCACGACUUUGUCUUUGACCGACAACCCAAUAGAAGCUACCCAUGGAGGAAACUCUAGAAACACAGAUAUGAAAAUUGUCCAGCCAUUGAAAGACGCAAACUUCAGCUGCGAUUUGUGUUCGAAAACAUUCAGGUUUGAGUUCACCUACAAGCAGCAUCUUCUAAAGCAUGGAAGCCGCAUGGAAUGUGAAUCAUGCCUGUCGCAAUUCGAUGAUGCUACGGCCUAUCUUUUCCACGUGAAACGAAACCAUCCAGGGUUGAAGCCAUUUGGGUGCCCCAGUUGCCCCGAACGGUUUUUCACACUGACCCCAUUGAAAGUGCACUUUAAUCACCACUCCUCUCAGAAACAACUCAAAUGUGAUUUAUGUGGCAGGAGUUUUUUAAAGCAAAGCUCGCUGAUGGCGCACCAGAAAAAGCACACCGACCCGGAGUCGUUCAAGUGCAGGGAGUGCAAUAAAAAACUCUCGAACCAACACAGCCUCCUAAAUCACCUGAAAAUACACCAGGGGGACAAAAGACAUAAGUGUGAAACGUGUGGGGCGACUUUUAUUCAUCGUUUCAGCCUGCGGACGCACUAUCGAACGCAUACAGGCGAAAAACCAUUUCAAUGCAAACUGUGCAGCAACAGAUUCAAAACCUCAUCGUACUUGAAGAUUCAUAUGAGGACUCACACGGCUGAAAAACCAUACCAGUGCACCAUCUGCCCAAAGAGUUUUGUGUGCAAAAGUGCACUGGCCGCUCACGAAAAAGCCCACACGGGGGAGAAGAAGUUUCAGUGCGAUAUUUGCGGCUGGCGCUCAGGAAGAUCGUCGGAUUUACAGAUCCAUUUGAGGAAGCACUCUGGAGAAAAACCCUACAAGUGCGAGCUGUGUAACAAACGCUACAAGACAACAAGCCACUUGGCCGCCCAUCGCAAGACGCAUUCGGGGCUGAAAGAACACGUUUGCGGUAUUUGCAGGAAAGCCUUUGGAGACCCUCGCACGUUGAAGAGCCACAUUCGGGUCCAUACAGGAGAGACGCCCUAUAUGUGCCACGAGUGCGGCCGCCGAUUUAAACAAUCGGGCCAGCUGUCCAGCCAUCGCAAAAUACACCAAAAUCGAGCCGCUAUCAAACAAAGCAUUAUUUAAAAUCGAAACGGAACGAAGGAGAUUUGUGGAUAGUCCAGAUUCUAUGUAAAUACAGUGGAACUAGAUUAUGGUGUUAUUAAUUGAAACACAGCGGUGUGAAUCACAUUCUUUAAUCGAAGUGUAAAUUGAGCAGCCUGCUUAAAAAUCAGAGAAUAUUGUCCAUUGACUAAAAUACGCUCACCUAAGAACACAUUAGCCUACCUUAUAAUAAAUAAAAUUAGCGCUAUUUUACGAGCUGUUGAUCAGCUGUCUACCUGGAAUUUAAUUAAUGCAUUAUCAAGUUUGUUGAAAACGCGAUUAACGACCGCAUAAGUUCUAUAGUAAUUAAUUGACUUUGUCAUGAAUAAAACCCAUUUUAGUCCCAUCAUAACUAAUACUAAGAACGCCGUUUGUACACCAUAUGCAGAAAAACAUGUAAACAGACUUAAAUCAUCAGGUCACAACCUUUAAAUUGAUUUUUUUAGAUCUCAAGACUCAACAAGUGAAAGUAAAAUUCGAAGUUGUUCGCUUUUUAAAUUACCAAGAUUGUCUAAUCUUUGGUCUUAUCAAAGGUACAUGUGAGGCAAGUCUGACACGAGUUAAUUAAACUAUAAAAUCAUUAUGACUAGUUUUAUAUUCGAUUGUUUCGCUUAAAUAAAGUAUAUUUAUUGCACUAGAA